Messenger RNA from Prunus dulcis (almond), 501 nucleotides. RefSeq names its product clathrin interactor 1-like. The transcript is spliced from 4 exons. Lineage: Eukaryota; Viridiplantae; Streptophyta; Magnoliopsida; Rosales; Rosaceae. Gene Ontology annotation, biological process: endocytosis. Gene Ontology annotation, molecular function: clathrin binding; phospholipid binding. The record is from RefSeq and is a predicted model, not a curated record. Gene Ontology annotation, cellular component: endosome; plasma membrane; clathrin vesicle coat. Bases 85 to 501 code for a protein of 138 amino acids.
UCAGAAGAAAACCCACAGCAAAUUCUUAUCACCUUUAGAAAAAUUCCAAAACAUGCAUGUUGAUCGUUCCAAACGAAAAUAGCUAUGAGCAGCCCUUUGUUCUACGAGUUGAAGAAGCAAGCCUCUUCCUUCUUGAAAGAGAAGAUUAAAACUGCUCGCUUGACGCUGACUAAUGUAACACCUGCACAACUAAUGACGGAAGAAGCUACAAAUGAAAAUCCAUGCCCGCCAGACACACGCACCAUUGGAGUAAUAUCAAGGGCUGCCUUUGAAGUUGAUGAUUAUUGGAGAAUUGUGGAGAUUCUACAUAAGAGGUUGUUGAGCUUCAAUAGAAAGAAUUGGCGAGGCUCUUACAAGGCUCUAAUUCUAUUGGAACACCUGCUAAGCCAUGGGCCAUUGAGAAUUGCGGAGGAGUUCGAGGGUGAUAAAGAUAUUAUCAAGGAGAUGGGGAGGUUUCAGUAUAUCGAUGAGAAGGGGUAUAACCGUAUAACUGGGGAUUGA